AUGUCAGUUGCAUCUUUUGAGCUGCUCUACAUUGCUAUAAGACAUGGAAGGGACAGGUCACAGUCAAACCAACAACACACAGCAUGGGGGUGGAUUUCAAGAGCCCAAAGGAAGAAAGCAACUGACUGUUCAUCAGAAAAGGGAACUAGUAGAUGGUUAUCUACUCAAGCUAGAGGGGGGGAGUUGCCAAGGGGUUACUUAUCACAACAAGCAAGAAGACUCAAUGUGCACAGAUCAACAAUCCAGAGAGUUUUUACUGACAUCAAAAACCAAAUGGCAAUGGGGAAUGUCAUAAAUGUCAGAAGCAAAAAACUGGGAAAAACUGGACCCAAACCCAAAGAAUACACUGAUAAGUUUCUGCAGUCAGCACCUUUGUACAAGAGGGCAACUGAGAGAAGCUAUGGAGCUGCUCUCAAGAUUUCAUCUACAGCCAUUCACAAACUAAAGAAACAAGGGAGACUCAGAACUCAUACAAGCACAAACCACCCAGCACUCACAUCCAACCACAAAAUAGCUAGGAUGAAAUGGGUCUUAAAUCACAUACUGCCUGCCACACAGAACAGGGACCCCAAGUUUAUGGACAUGCAACAAGUGGUCCAUGUUGAUGAGAAGUGGUUCUACUUGAACCUAGAAAAUAGGAGGUUUUACCUUCUACCAAAUGAGCCAAACCCCUAUAGAGCCCAACAGUCCAAGAGGUUCAAAAUCAAAGGGAUCAUGGCAGCCAUAGGGAAACCAGUGUUUUCCCUAAUGGAGAAGUACUUCAUGAUGGAAAAUAUGGAAUAUGGCCAUUUGUCAAAAUGGCCUUCACAUCUGCCCAAGGACAUAUUCAUUCAGUGGGAUAAUGCAAGACCUCAUCAAAUUCCAAUGGAUGAGGAAUUUGAAUCAGCCUGUCAGUCAGAAGGAUUCAACAUUCAAUUCAUCUAUCAGCCAGCAUAG
Messenger RNA from Chenopodium quinoa (quinoa), 936 nucleotides. RefSeq lists its product as uncharacterized. The coding region runs from base 1 to 936 and encodes 311 amino acids. The record is from RefSeq and is a predicted model, not a curated record. The transcript is spliced from 3 exons. Lineage: Eukaryota; Viridiplantae; Streptophyta; Magnoliopsida; Caryophyllales; Amaranthaceae. Gene Ontology annotation, molecular function: nucleic acid binding.